UGUGAGCCCGAAGGCGGUGAACUUGAUGGCAAGCAGACGAUAAUGAUAACAGAGGUUGAAAAGAAUAUCUAAUGAGUAUGGCAGGUACACUGGAUCAGAUAACCCUGGAGAUGGGAAAACAACUAGAGUCCCUAGAUUGGUUCCAUCCAGGUGUUGAUAGACACACAGCUGAAAGUUUAUUGUUACAGAAUGGAGUGGAUGGAACAUACAUGCUUCGACCAAGUUCUAAAGCUGGGGAGUAUGCAUUAUCAGUCAGGUGUGAUAAAUCAGUCAAACACUUCAAUCUGUCUGUUGAGGGAACUGACUUCAAAUUUGGACAUGGUGAAUUUCACAGUAUGAGUGAACUUAUCAAUCAUUUUGCCAACAAGCCUUUAAUAGGUGCUGAUUCAGGACAAUUGACGUUGCUGAAUUACCCCUACCCACGUAAUAUAGAGGAACCUAACAUGUAUGAUACAAUACGAGUCCACGCCGAGUUUAGCACAGCAGAUGACUUCUCAAGAGGUCCAGAAUUCGCAAUCAAUUCUAAAGAGGGUUUUCUCACAAAACUUGGAGCUAGGUUCAAGACUUGGCACACAAGGUGGUUUGUACUACAGAAGUUUGAACUUCGGUAUUAUAAAAAGAAGGAGGAUACUCGAGCUAUCCGAGCCAUGGACCUCCGAGAAUGUGAGGAAUGUAAACGAGAUUACACAAACAAAGGCAAAUUUAAUGUUUUCAGGGUUGUUUUCAAGUGGAGGACAUUUUUCAUGUACUCCACGACAGAACAAGAGUGCAAUGACUGGAUUAAACUCAUCAACUGGAAGUUGAAAAAUACUCAGAGGCGACCAUGAUUUUUGCUGAAUUUGUGAGAAAUGCUGUAUGAAAUUAUUCUAGUAAGUGGUUAUGAG
Molecule: messenger RNA, 884 nt
Organism: Ylistrum balloti
Lineage: Eukaryota; Metazoa; Mollusca; Bivalvia; Pectinida; Pectinidae
Product: dual adapter for phosphotyrosine and 3-phosphotyrosine and 3-phosphoinositide-like
Exons: 9
Coding region: 72-827 (251 amino acids)
Source: RefSeq, a predicted model, not a curated record